Molecule: messenger RNA, 1035 nt
Organism: Australozyma saopauloensis
Lineage: Eukaryota; Fungi; Ascomycota; Pichiomycetes; Serinales; Metschnikowiaceae
Product: phosphopantothenate--cysteine ligase
Exons: 1
Coding region: 1-1035 (344 amino acids)
Biological process (GO): coenzyme A biosynthetic process
Cellular component (GO): cytoplasm; nucleus
Molecular function (GO): phosphopantothenate--cysteine ligase activity
Source: RefSeq, a predicted model, not a curated record
AUGCCAAAUACUAAAAACUACCAUACGUCUCAGCCAGAUUACGAAACUGCUAUAGACAGGAACGUCCCUGACUUCCCUGUGGCAGAGGUCUUGGAUGAAGACAAAUACUUUCAAAAUCACGAACCUCCAUCGUAUCUUCCAGAAAUCGAGGCACAAAUUGACAAGUUUGUAGAUUUUCAUUGUCAACAGACUCAGAAAAAAGUCGUUUUGGUGACCAGUGGUGGAACUACCGUUCCGUUGGAGAACAACACCGUGAGAUUCAUUGACAAUUUCUCAGCCGGAACCAGAGGAGCCACUUCUGCUGAGUAUUUCUUGGAGAAUGGAUAUGCGGUGAUUUUUUUGCAUCGUGAGUUUUCGCUUUUGCCAUACUCGCGCCAUUACAGCCAUACCACCAACUGCUUUCUUGAUUACAUGGUCGAGAAGGACAAUAAGGUGGAAAUCAACCCGGAAUUUGCUGACAGCAUGCUUGUGGUGUUGAGAAAAUACAUGGCGGCACAAAAGGCUAACUCUUUGCUUUUGGUGCCAUUCACAACCGUAAACCAAUAUUUGUACACUUUGAGACUGGCCUCGCAACUGCUCCAGAAGGCUCAAUCAGACGCCUUGUUCUAUCUCGCUGCCGCAGUAUCUGAUUUUUUCUUGCCAUCUUCGCGGAUGCCAAAUCAUAAGAUUCAGGCACAACCCAGUGGGAAAUUGGUGGUGGAUUUGGAACAGGUCCCCAAGUUUUUGAGGAGAUUAGUAGACUCCUGGGCGCCACAAGCCAUGAUCGUGUCAUUCAAACUUGAAACAGAUAGCUCGAUAUUGAUUAAAAAGUCCGUUCAAGCACUCAAUCGGUACCAUCAUCAACUAGUCAUUGGAAACCUCUUGCAGACCAGAAAGAACGAGGUUGUGCUUGUGACACCAGACGAGGCUCAGAAUUGGAUUCGUUUGGAUGAUACACAAAAGCACCAAAAUGUUGAAAUUGAAAGUUUGAUAAUCCCAGCUGUUAUACAAGAACACGAGAACUGGGUAAAAAACUGGACCGCCAAAAAUAAGUAA